Messenger RNA from Procambarus clarkii (red swamp crayfish), 4084 nucleotides. It is a transcript of the gene casp, whose product is annotated as Fas associated factor casp. Gene Ontology annotation, cellular component: endoplasmic reticulum; nucleus. Gene Ontology annotation, molecular function: ubiquitin binding. Lineage: Eukaryota; Metazoa; Arthropoda; Malacostraca; Decapoda; Cambaridae. The record is from RefSeq and is a predicted model, not a curated record.
CGCGUCCGAGUACCUGCACCAAACUUUAAUAUUGGUAUUGAUUGGUAAUAUUGGCGUGUGUGAGGCUCUGGUUGGCCUCUGGGGCAUGGUAGAGGCCGCCCUGACCCACAUUGCUUCUCAGAGGAGCCUCCAAGAGGUCAAAACACCACUAACGAGUCUAAACCAGCUGGAAAUAUUCAAAGAAAACAGGAAGUUGUGGCCGACAAAGGAGACAGCUGGUGUGAGACACUUUAACUAAAGAGCUAAACAAUGGCUGGCAGGGAUGAGAUCUUAGCCAAUUUUCAGGCAUGUUCUGGUAUUGAGGAUGUGGGAGAGGCCUUUAUGCACCUGGAGGCAGCAAACUGGAACCUGCUGGAGGCACUGCAGGUGGUUAUGCCUCUGGAGGGUACACCAGCCACACCUGUACUACCACCACCUCCACUACAGUCUGUAUCACAGCCUGAAGUAAUAAGUGUAGACUCAUCACCUGAGUUGCUCUUACCGCCUCCCAUACCUCCUCUACCAGCUGCCAUCCCCUCGACAUCUGAUGCUUCACUGCCAUCCUCUUCUAAAACACACGGUGUACUUGAUGUCAAUAUUCAGGUUAUGUGUGGGGGUGCAUCUGAAGGCAGCACUUUUCCCUUAGAGCUGCCGAGCUCGACCACUGUAAGUGAACUACGCACAAUGUUGCACCAGCUGGUUGGUAUUAAUCCAUGCAAUCAGAUCUUGGAAGGGUUUGCAACACCAGUAGAUGAUAGUAUGGUUAUCACUGCAGCACUCUUGCCGGAAUCUCGAACACUCACGUUAAAUGCUCAGUCCUCAGUCACUUUUAAUAACUACUACGAGAGAAUUAAUGGCGCUCAUGGUGAUGACUAUCUCUUGCUGAUUCAUGACGAGACAAACAGCAAAGACUACAGCUUACGGUUUCCUGGGAGCAAGAAAAUCAAAGAAAUCAAAAGUGACAUUCAUGACCUAACGACCAUUGCUGUUCGAUAUCAACAGUGGACGGGUUGGCCUCCGAAUACAGAUGAAGAAAAUGCAACUUUAGUAUCAUCUGGGAUCAGCAAGCAGCAUCACCUGACAGUAAGAAAGAUGGUUAAAGAUCGUACGCCCAAGGCUCAACGUAAGACAUUAAUGGAGACUGGGGAAGAAAACAGUUCUGGUGAUGAGUUUGAAGAUGCAGCGGAACUUUUAAAUGACGAUGAUGACUUCCUAGACAUGAUGGAUGUUCCUGCAACUAAAAAACCACAAACAUUGAUUCCAGUAGAUGUUGAAGAUGAAGUAAUGGGUGUUAUACACUUUUGUGAAGAGUUUCGUAAUCGCUAUGGCAGUUGUGUUCCCAUGUUUUAUCAGGGUUCAUUAGAAGAUGCCCUGAAAGAAUCGGUUCAACUCCCAGCAAAAAAUAGAAAGUUACUAGCCGUGUACUUACAUCAUGAUGGAAGUGUUCUCUCCAAUGUAUUCUGCUCCCAAGCUUUAUGCCAGAUAUCAGUUGUGGACUACUUGUCGGCAAACUUCGUUGUCUGGGGUUGGGAUUUAACACAUGAAGCUAAUAAAGCCAGGUUAUUAAAUCUAGUUACAACACAUUUUGGGGCGAUUGCAUCAACAACAGUGAGAAGUUUUAGUGUAGAUAAGCUGCCGGCGCUAUUGGUCAUCACACGCACAAGAGGAACUAUUGAAGUUUUAUCAGUUAUAUAUGGUAAUGGAGUUCUAGAUGAAGUAAUGACUGCACUUCUACACGCAACCGAGAUGUUCGAGGAGCAGAGAUCCACUGAAGUGCAAGAGGAGGAGGCAAGAGAAGCUCGAGAGGCUGUUAAAGCUGAGCAGGAUGCAGCCUACCUGGAAUCUCUAAAAGCAGAUAGAGCAAAAGCUGCAGCUAAGAAGCAGGCAGAAAUGGAAGAGAAACAAGAGCGAGAAAGAGUUGAAUCAAUCAAGCAACAAGAGGAGGCGAUCAAGGAGGCUGUGAGAGCAUCUCUUGAGACUGACAUACCUGAUGAACCAAGUUCAGAUUGUCCGUAUCCUGUAGCAACGUUACGUUUUCGUAUACCUGGUGGGGAAACCUUCAUAAGAAAUUUUCUGGCAAAUACAACUCUCCAGGUGCUGCUCAACUUUCUGCAUGUGAAGGGUUAUCCUGCAGAUGAAUACAAGUGUCUUCAAUCAUGGCCACGUAGAGAUGUGAGUUCAUUGGAUGUCUCCAAGACUUUGAUGGACUAUAAGCUGUAUCCACAGGAAACUCUUAACAUAGAAGAGCGAUGAAGGAUUGUGUAGUGUUGUUUCCCUGGGAGUGAUAGUCGUGUGUGGUGGAGUCUACUGUUAGAGUCUACCACCGUCGCCACCUGUGAUCAUACAAAAACAAGUUCAACGGCAGAUUCAAACUUAAGAGCAUCCACAUAAAGUAUCCAAUUAUAGUGUUACGUUGGACAUUUUAAUAGGAUGGUACUUUGUAUCUACCAGCAAAGGUGGACUUGUAAGCAGACUUCAUAUAUUGAAAAAUGACUUCCCUUCAAUUUUUAGACUAUUCUCAGUGAGUAAAUAAUACCUUUUUGACAGAACUGAGUGUAGCAUUAAGUUAAUGGAAAUUCUGUUACGUAAGUAACUGUAUACUCUUGACAGUUUUUUUACAAAAUAACUAAAUAGUGAAAAUUGAGCCAUGAUUUGUACGGGCACUGCUGAAAAUGUACCCCAUACAUUUUAAACACUGGCUUCCUAUAUUUUAAAGUGUCAACAAACAAUGCAGAACCACCAGGCAAAUUAUUGAGAUAAAAUUCUAGGAUGAAAGGAGGAAAGUGUUUUUUGAUUCCAGUCAUUUUAGUUAGGUAUACUAUAUAGAAAGCUUUAUAACAUUAUUUAAUGAAAAUCAUUUGUCUCAAAAGUUCGAAUAUUUCAUGUUUUAUACUGUAAGUUUUUUUAUUUAUCAUUUAAAUGCACAUCUGUAGGUGAUUUGCAAGAGGAACCACCUGAUGUUAUAGAUUGACACACAUGAGGACAGUACAGUACAGUACAUUGUAUUCAGGAUGAAAUACAAUACAUUGUAUUCAGAAUGAAAUACAGUACAUUGUACUCUUGUACUCGGUGAAAUACAGUACAUUGUACUCUUGUACUCGAUGAACUACAGUACAUUGUACUCUUGUACUCAAAGUGAAAUAGAGUACAUUGUAUUUAGACCAUAAUCAUGCAGUGAUGGUGUCUGUGAGUCACACUAAGGAAUUAUUUCAUUUUGCACGUAAAUUAUGUUUUCAAGCAAAACUAAAUUAAGACCAGGACGCAGACAGUUGCAGCACAGUCCAACUGAGCAGGGAAGUGCCUGGCAUGUCAACUAUGAAAGAUAUGUGGAGAGGAGUAACUGAUUCUUUAAAGAUUGUAUUGCAUAAAUAUCAGUUCUGCACUGUAAUAUGACAAAUAGUGUUUUAUAAAUGUAUGCAAAUAUGUUACAAAUUUAUGCAUUUUAUUUUUUUGCAAAUUUAAUGCCUGGGGAUUUGAUAUACUGUACACAGCAAAUAAGCAACACAGUUUCUUUGAUUUUUGGAUUCUUUAUAGAAAGAUUUGCAAUAUCUUUUUAAAUUUAUUGAGUUUAUUUUGGCUUACUAUAGAAAUCUAAUCAGAGGUUUUAAAUACUAUCAAGAUUUAUGAUAUAUAAAUUUCUUAUUGUGGAAAAUAUUUUAUGUAGUCACAAGAUUAAGGAAAAUCAUUAUCUAAUUGGCUUUAGGGUUCUACAAAAACGUUCUUUGAAAUUCUAGAGGUAUACUAGGCAGCCCUUAACCAAGGUAAUAGCUCAUACUUAGUGCAACUACUUAAUCUUAUCCCCAUAACCUUUGUAUGUCAUCAUUAAAAAUCAUAGCACAGCAAGGAUGUCUAAAGGUCUGUUACUGUAUCAGGUUUGAAUGUGUCGGUAGAAUUCAUUAUUAGUGCUAGUAUGUCAAAUAAUUGCCCCCGACAUCCUACUCUCAGUAUGGCACGGCAGGUUGCAACUACAGUGAUAAGUGAACCAUUGAGCACCCACAUAUUAUAAAGCUUUCAGUUAUUAAAUGUGUUAAGAGGCCUCAUGACAUUAGUGUUUGGAGAAAUUCUCCUUUGACCAACCUGCUGUAAAUAUAUUUAUAAAAGAGCA